AUGUAUCUUUUGGUAUAUGUAGACAAUAUUGUCCUCACUGGCAACAAUUCACAGUUCAUCAGCCACUUCCUUGGUCAACUAGCCAAGACAUUUGCCAUUAAAGAUCUAGGCAAUCUUCAUUAUUUCUUGGGCAUCAAUGUUCAGAACAGUUCAACCGGACUCAUGCUCUCUCAACGGCAAUAUAUUUUGGACCUCCAAGAUCGCACUCACAUGAUUGGUUGCAAACCUAUAUCCACAUCCAUGUCACCAUCUCAGUCACUGUCACGGCUAGGAGGUACCCCGAUGGAUGACCCUACUCUUUAUCGUAGUGUGGUUGGAGGUCUUCAAUAUGCGACCUUGACAAGGCCUGAUAUAUCAUUCGCCGUCAACAAAGUGUGUCAGUUCAUGCACCGUCCUUGUACUGAACAUUGGGCAGCAGUAAAACGAAUUUUGCGAUAUUUGAAAUCAACCAUUGAUCAUGGGCUUUAUCUUCACCGCCAGCCCACGUUACAGCUUUCUGCUUACUCUGAUGCCGACUGGGCUGGUUGCCCUGAUGACAGGAAAUCCACAGGUGGCUUUGCUAUCUAUCACGGCACAAAUCUAAUUUCCUGGAGUUCUCGCAAACAAGCAACUGUGGCCCAUUCAAGCACAGAAUCAGAAUAUAGGGCUAUCGCUAAUGCUGCGGCGGAAAUCACCUGGCUUCAAUCACUCUUAAAAGAACUCGGUAUGUACAUGGCUCAAGCGCCAAUGCUGUGGUGUGACAAUGUUGGUGCCACCUACUUAACGGCUAAUCCGGUGUUUCAUGCUCGUACAAAACAUGUGGAAAUCGACUUCCACUUUGUACGUGACAAGGUUGCAAAGGGUGACCUCGACGUUAGGUUUAUAUCAACCAAGGAUCAAAUUGCAAACAUCUUUACAAAGGCUCUCGCCAGUAAACGAUACACUCAUCUUCUAUCCAAGCUCAAGGUUCAGCCCACCUUGCACUUGAGGGGGCGUGUAAACGAUAAGCCUAUAUCCAACUCAGCCUUAUCUACAACAGUCACAAGAUCAAAGUCUAGCCAGGUCGUUGCAUGUGAUAAGAAGAUAAGCAAGGAUCAAACUGUUACAUAUGAUAACAGCCCAAGCAUUACCGAAGAUACUGUGGAUAUCUCCACAGUGUUUGAGUCAUCGCCUAACUCUCCUAAUCUCCAAGAUCAUACUAAGAGAAGUUCUAGAUCGAUACAACAACCUUGUACUUAUCUUUGUAAAUCCAUAUUUCCUAACCCUCUUCAUCUAUAUAAAGAGAGGAUUAGUGAAGAAUUACAGCAGUGA
Messenger RNA from Telopea speciosissima, 1290 nucleotides. RefSeq lists its product as uncharacterized. NCBI's taxonomy places the organism in Eukaryota, Viridiplantae, Streptophyta, Magnoliopsida, Proteales, Proteaceae. Bases 1 to 1290 code for a protein of 429 amino acids. The record is from RefSeq and is a predicted model, not a curated record. The transcript has a single exon.